GCAACUCGCGACCGCUCAAGAUGAGCGACACCACACUCCUAAUCAGAAGGUAGACAUUCUACCUAUUUCCAUUCAACGCUAACUUAUCAGGGGCAACGCAUUUCCCCAGCCGUCUCCCUCCUGGCAGGAGGCAUGGCCGGGGGAGCAGAGGCAGCAACAACGGCAUGUUCCAACCCCCGGCUCGCCCUGCAUCUCUAACGCCCUGCAGUACCCUUUCGAAUUCGCCAAAACGCGUCUGCAGCUCGGAGGGAACACCGGUAGUACGAAGAAUCCCUUUCAGCUCAUUCGUCAGGUCAUCGCCGCGGAGGGGAUCGGAGGAAUAUACACUGGUUGCUCGAGUCUGGUUGUGGGAACCAUGCUGAAGGCGGGGGUGCGGUUUCUGUGUUUCGAUUCCAUCAAGAACCAGCUGGUGGAUGAUGCAGGCCGAAUGUCAACUGCCAAUGGCAUCCUUGCAGGCAUGGUUGCUGGCGGGUUUGAGAGUGUCCUUGCUGUGACGCCUACGGAGAGGAUCAAGACUGCUCUGAUUGACGAUGCGAAACGUCCUCGGAAAGCACGCGGCGCCGUUCAUGGAGCAUAUAUGCUGGUAUCUCAACAAGGCGUUCGUGGGCUCUAUCGCGGCGUGGUCCCUACAACGGUGAAGCAGUCUGCCACCUCCGCAGUGCGCAUGGGGUCCUACAACAUGCUCAAAGAAACAUUCAAGGAGCGGUCCAUCCCGGUCAACGGGGCUACCACCUUCUUCAUGGGCUCAAUAGCCGGCACCAUCACCGUCUACGCGACGCAGCCGUUUGACACGGUCAAGACCCGCGUCCAGGGGAUGAGCCAGAAAGGCAUGUCGGAAGCGGUGACGGAGCUGCUGCGCGAGGAGGGCAUUCAGGGGUUCUGGCGAGGCAGCACUAUGCGCCUUGGCCGGUUGGUAUUGAGCGGUGGUAUUGUGUUUUCCGCCUACGAGCAGUUCGCCUCGAUACUUUCCAGUGCGACGUAGACUACAGCUGGGAUCAUCGAUCAUAUACCUAUUUGUUACAUGCCCGUGCUCAUUCUCAAUGCUUAGCUGCACCCGCCUCGACCUGCUUCUG
Messenger RNA from Aspergillus sclerotioniger CBS 115572, 1073 nucleotides. Its product is annotated as mitochondrial carrier. The transcript has 2 exons. NCBI's taxonomy places the organism in Eukaryota, Fungi, Ascomycota, Eurotiomycetes, Eurotiales, Aspergillaceae. The record is from RefSeq and is a predicted model, not a curated record. Gene Ontology annotation, biological process: mitochondrial citrate transmembrane transport. Bases 356 to 982 code for a protein of 208 amino acids.